CGGCUUCCGUAGUAGAUUCCUUCCUCCUCUUUUUCCUUAUUGUGGCAACAUGGAUCUCCGUAUCACCUUUAUCGCGCUGUUUAGGAGCUAAUUUUGUCUUGUCUGGGAGUUAGCGGCCUUUUUCCGGGUUCCUUCUCUCAUCUGAACACGAUGUUUAUCACCACCGGCUCUCGGGGCCUGUACAAGGCUCCUCUGUGUAAAGGUCUCCUGUUGAUCCUCAAUGGGCUGACUGUGAUGCUGACCCUUCUGCCUCAGUACCAGGACAUGUUUGUGUACAGCCUGCAUGCUGUGACACACCAGAACCAGGUGUGGAGGCUGCUGUGCUGCAGGCUGAUCUGUCUGGAUGUGAAGGACUCCUUCUGCAGCAGCCUGCUCAUUUACAACUUUCGAAUUUUUGAGAGGAGGUUUGGAACCCGGAAGUUUGCCUCAUUCCUGCUGGCUACCUGGUUUCUCUCUGCACUGGCGGACUUCCUUUUGGCCCAGGCCUUCCAGUACCUGUUUGAAUAUGAGGUGGAGGAACUACCAGCAGGACUGCUCGCUCCAGUCUUCUCUCUAUUUGUGCCUUUCUACCAGUCAGUCCCCAGAAUGCCAGUCACUCAAGUCCUGGGCCACAUCCAGAUCACCAACAAAACUCUGGUUUACAUAGUAGGCCUGCAGCUGCUAACUUCCAGCCCCUUCAUGUGGCUCCUUGCGUUGAGCGGACUGAUCUCAGGAGGAUUGUACCACUCCAAUGUCCUCUGGUUGCAGAAGAUCCUGUUUGUUCCUGCCUGGGUAUCUUGUGUUGGAAAGUACACCCUGGAGCCUCUCCUUUCCAGUUCACAGCCGACUGAUGAGACGCCUCUGGGGAUGGGGGCCACCCUAGACAUCCAGAGGCAGCAGAGAAUGGAUCUGCUUGACCAGCAGAUGCUAAUGGCACAAUACGAGACCAGAAGGAAUGCCAGACAUCAGCCACAGGCUGGGUUGUUGCAGUGGACCAGGUUAUUCCCUUCUUUGAGACACAGAGGACGGAAUAGGCCUCCAGUGCAGCCCCAACCUCAGGCCCAGACACACCAGUCCACACAGCCACCGCUGCUGGAAAACUCUCCCAUUGCAGAGGAACAGGUUGCACUGUUAGUGGAAAUGGGUUUUUCCAGAAUCGACGCCCUGGAGGCCCUCAGAGCUUCAAAUAACGACAUCAACAUGGCAACUAACUUUCUGCUGCAGCACUGAGGGGAAGGAUAAAUGAAAAUAAGAUGUAUACAGACAGCAAAAUGUAAGGAAAACAGAGAAAAGCUGUUGCACCGAACCAAAAAGCGAAAAUGCUGGAGAAUUAGAGUGAAGUCAAAAGAAUAUUUUAGAGAUAAAUUGCCGGCAGUGCCUCUGCUCCUUGAAGCAAGGUUGAGCAAAGGUUACCUGAACCAAGGCCCACUGUAGUCUGGUUCAUGGAAGAGCUUAAAGCACAAGGUGAAAGAUGUUUGCCACAUUUUGCUCUUUUUCUGUGAUUCUAGAGAAAAACUGAGCGCUGAAGCAAAGCAGACAAACUAGAGCUCUGACUCCAGUGAAUAGCCUGCAAGCAUAAUUAGACAUGCAGGUUUUAGAUAUCUAUAAAACAUGUGCUUCAAAUACCAACUUUAAUCAAGAUCUCAAAGAAACACUGAAUGUUUAACAGAUCCAUCACAUGGAUGCCAAGUUAAAGUUGUCUAUGAUGCUGCUCUAUCUAUCCAGAUGUCCUAUUUUCAAAAUGGCUCCAUGUAGGUGAAAUUAUAUAUUAUAUAAGAAAGAAAUAUACUCCUUUUUGAAAGAAUGCGUCAGAAUUAUUAUGCAACUUUUUUCUCUCACCCUCACACUGUAAUCAAUAAGCAGAGACCUUUGGCCUGCCAUUGAUUGGUGGAAGUGUAAAGGGAUCUGAAGGACAUGUGGCAAGUGACCCAUUUCACUGGCUGUGGUUCAUAGAUGUAGCGCAGCUAAUCUUUUUUUCUGGUUUAGAACUUAGGCAGAAGCAGACCGUUAACUAAACGAGCCGUACAUCUUUGGAGCCAAGCGGUAUAUUUCAACUCUUGUGAUGCUGGUUAGAGAAGCUUUCUCAGGGUCUGUGAGGCGACUUCUUGUCUGUAACAACACCUUUAGCAGAUGAGCUUCAGCCCAUUCGGCUUUAUUUAUUUUGUCUUAAUGUGUCUUUUCUUUUCCUUUUUAUUUUAUUUGUUUGCAAUUUGGUUUGAUUGGUUGAUCUUAUAGCUCUGUUGAUAUUUAAUAUGCAAUAACAUGACAAGACAUUUAGGGAAACUUUGCACUGCGUUUUACCUGUUGUGUCCUUGAACAUAGAUGCACAAGUAGUUGUAUUGCAGCCACUGUGUAUUGAUGUCAAAGACAAAUGCUAAUAUUAAAAUUGUUGCAUAAUAACAUAUGACCACUGAUCUAAGUCACUGAUUUGUAAUUAUAAGAUCAAAGCUGUAAUAAAUGGCAGAGAUGUGGGAUGAGUUGCGUUAUGUUGUAUUGUAAUGGUUCAAAAAUUGAUGUGUGAAAUAAAAAAAGAAAGUU
Cyprinodon variegatus (sheepshead minnow) is the source of this 2517-nucleotide messenger RNA. RefSeq names its product UBA domain containing 2 (gene ubac2). The record is from RefSeq and is a predicted model, not a curated record. The transcript has 10 exons. Gene Ontology annotation, molecular function: protein binding; serine-type endopeptidase activity. Bases 151 to 1209 code for a protein of 352 amino acids. Lineage: Eukaryota; Metazoa; Chordata; Actinopteri; Cyprinodontiformes; Cyprinodontidae.